GCUCUUGCCCUUCAACUAAAUCUCAGCAGGCACCAGUAUAGCCUCUCUCUCUCUCUCUCUCUCUCUCUCUCUCUCUCUCCACAUACUACACUCCCAUGCAUAACACGUUCAGUUUGUUGUUCACUUCAAUUCCAACCAACCACUAUAACAUAACUCUUUUGUAGACCCCCAUCAACAUACAUUCACCACCCUCACUGCCACUCUCUCUCUCUCUCUCUCUCUCUCUCUCCAUAUAAUGAACUGCAUACAAACAUGGCCGGAGCCCAUAGUCCGAGUCCAAUCACUCUCCGACAGCGGCAUAACCGCCAUCCCCGAACGGUACAUCAAACGAAUCUCCGACCGGCCUUCUUCUUCGCCACUCCAAUCACUGGCGGCGGGUGACAACAUCAAUAUCCCCGUGAUCGAUCUCUCCAACGUAUUCUCCAACGACUCCUCCAUCCGCAACCACACGCUGAGUCUCAUCUCAAGCGCGUGCCGAGAGUGGGGUUUCUUUCAGGUGGUAAAUCACGGAGUGAGCCACGAGCUAAUGAGCCGCACCCGGGAGGCAUGGCGCGAGUUCUUCCACCUCCCUCUGGAGGUGAAACAGGGCUACGCGAAUUCUCCAGCGACGUACGAGGGUUACGGAAGCAGGCUAGGUGUGGAGAAAGGGAUGAAGUUGGAUUGGAGUGACUAUUUUUUCCUCCAUUUGCUUCCUAACACAAUGAGGGACCAGAAUAAGUGGCCUAAGCUCCCUCUAGAGUGCAGGGAUUUGGUAGCAGAAUAUGGUGAGGAAUUGGUGAGGCUAUGUGGGAAAUUGAUGAAAGUAUUUUCAACAAAUCUUGGAUUGGAACAAGAUUACCUCCAGAAAUCUUUUGGUGGGGAGGAAAUAGGUGCUUGCCUAAGGGUUAACUUCUACCCAAAGUGCCCACAACCUGACCUCACUCUGGGCCUCUCCCCGCACUCGGACCCCGGCGGCAUGACCCUCCUCCUCCCCGACGAGGACGUCUCCGGCCUCCAAGUCCGGCGAGGUGAUAACUGGGUCACCGUCAAGCCUGCCCCCAAUGCCUUCAUCGUCAACAUUGGUGAUCAAAUUCAGGUGCUAAGCAAUGCAAAAUACAAGAGUGUGGAGCACAGGGUGAUUGUGAAUUCAGCAAAGGAGAGAGUAUCGCUUGCCUUCUUCUACAAUCCCAAUGGCAACAUUCCCAUUGAACCUGCCAAGAUGCUGGUAACAGAGGACAAGCCACCACUGUACAAAGCGAUGACGUUUAACGAGUACAGGUUGUUCAUCAGGACGAGGGGCCCGUGCGGCAAAUCGCAAGUUGAAUCGCUAAAAUCUCCAUGCUGAGGCGUUAUUUGAUAACCCAAUUCGGCACGGAGACUCCUCACGCUUGAUGUGAGGUUCACGCGUAUGCCCGUUAUAGCAUGAUGCCCUCGGGGUACAAAAUAAGUUUUUCUCCUCACUUUAUCAUGUAAAUUAUGGCUUUGAAUUAGGUUAAUCGUCGAAUGUAAUAGAACCAAAUGCUACAGCAGAUAAAUGCGUACAAAUUCGGACACAAAUGCAAGUGAGUCCUGCAAGGUCGAUAUGGAGCCCCGCACACAUUGGACGGUUCUGAAUGCAUUUGUGUUGGGAUUUAUGCACAUCUAUUUGUGUUCGUAAUAUGUUUGUGUUUUCUUAAAAUCGGAAAAAAAAAAAAAAGAGAGAGAGAGCAAAAGAGGAAAAAAAAAAAAAAAAGAAGUGUCUUUUCAUGCCAAUAUCCUUAUUGAUGUGUUACACAAUACACAUCUUUUUCACUACAGUAAUAGCUAGUCGUUUUGGAUCAUCGCAAUGCUUCAUUCUAAUUUGUUCAUCUUGGUUU
This is a messenger RNA of Rhododendron vialii, 1835 nucleotides long. RefSeq names its product jasmonate-induced oxygenase 2-like. The record is from RefSeq and is a predicted model, not a curated record. The transcript is spliced from 4 exons. NCBI's taxonomy places the organism in Eukaryota, Viridiplantae, Streptophyta, Magnoliopsida, Ericales, Ericaceae. Bases 236 to 1324 code for a protein of 362 amino acids.